UGCCCGACCUGCCAUGGGCCCCAACCUGCUACUGCUGUUGCUCCUGGGACUGGCAGGCCAGGGCUCAGCAGGCACCUUCCCGGAGGUGCUGCAGGCCCCUGUGGGGGGCUCCAUUCUGGUGCAGUGCCACUAUGGGCUCCAGGACAUCAAGGCUCGGAAGGUGUGGUGCCGGGUCUUGCCAGAGGGGUGCCAGACCUUGGUGUCCUCGGCUGUGGAUCGCAGAGCCUCCGGGAGCGAGCGCAUGUUUCUCACCGACCUGGGGGGCGGCCUGCUCCAGGUGGAAAUGAUUACCCUGCGGAAGGAGGAUGCCGGCGAGUAUGGCUGCGUGGUGGAGGGGGCCACGGGGCCCCAGACGGUGCACAGAGUCGCUUUGGAUGUGCUCCCUCCAGCUCCUAGCCUGAAAGAGGAGGAGACCUAUAAGGUUGGGAGUCUGGCUGAUGGCCCCUCCUCAGACACUGUGGAUAGUGCCAGCCCUUUGGAACCCAGCCAGGAUAAGAGCAUCCCCUUGAUCUGGGGCGCCGUGCUCCUGCUGAGCCUGCUGGUGGCGGCAGUGGUGCUGUUUGCUGUGAUGGCCAAGAGGAAAGGGAACAGGCUUGGUGUCCGUGGCCAACCUCAGAGCAGUGGCAUUCCAGGCAUGGCCACCUCCUCAGUGGUCCACCAUAUCAGCGACUCUGGACUGGGACUUGAUUUGCCAUCGGACAUUCCAUAUGCUAGGCUCGACUCACCACCUUCCUUUGACAAUACCACCUACAGCGUACCUCUUGAUCCCCCAUCAGAGAAAUCCCCACCCCCAGCCCAAUCCUCAUCGCCCCCUCUGCCUCCUAAGGUCCUAACGUGCUCCAAGCCUGUGACAUAUGCCACAGUCAUCUUCCCUGGAAGGGGCAAGGUUGGAGGGGCCUCCCGUGAGCCAGCCCAGGAUCCACUGAAUGGCCAAAUGCCACCCAGCUAAGCCGUCCAUCAUACCGUACACUCACGGAGACCAUCCCCAGAACUCUGUGCAUCCAUCCAGCCAGCCCAUGCCCUAGACCCUUAUGAUAUCAGAGCAGCUAGGGACUUUAGGUUCUAAUCUAACAUCUUGCAUUUCUGACCUGGAAAGUGAGACUUAAAUGUGACUGAGGUGUCUUGGGAGUCCCCCAUGCUUGUUCCUCUGCCAUUUUACUACUGAGCUAAAUAAACUCUGAUUGGUAA
Messenger RNA from Odobenus rosmarus divergens (Pacific walrus), 1188 nucleotides. It is a transcript of the gene TREML1, whose product is annotated as triggering receptor expressed on myeloid cells-like 1. Lineage: Eukaryota; Metazoa; Chordata; Mammalia; Carnivora; Odobenidae. The transcript has 6 exons. The coding region runs from base 14 to 949 and encodes 311 amino acids. Gene Ontology annotation, cellular component: plasma membrane. The record is from RefSeq and is a predicted model, not a curated record. Gene Ontology annotation, molecular function: transmembrane signaling receptor activity.